Messenger RNA from Gymnogyps californianus (California condor), 6731 nucleotides. It is a transcript of the gene SHPRH, whose product is annotated as SNF2 histone linker PHD RING helicase. Gene Ontology annotation, cellular component: nucleus; nucleosome. Gene Ontology annotation, biological process: protein polyubiquitination; nucleosome assembly; DNA damage response. The record is from RefSeq and is a predicted model, not a curated record. NCBI's taxonomy places the organism in Eukaryota, Metazoa, Chordata, Aves, Accipitriformes, Cathartidae. The transcript has 30 exons. Gene Ontology annotation, molecular function: ATP binding; ubiquitin protein ligase activity; DNA binding. The coding region runs from base 140 to 5233 and encodes 1697 amino acids.
UGGCGUUUGCAGGUGGGCCGUUACGCAGGCCCCAGGGCCGGCGCUGGCAUCGGCGCCGCGUUACCUCUCCGGACCGCCAGAGGUUACUUCGCGUGCUUCUGUUCGCAGAGACUGAAAAUACUGUUGAGAAAACGACAAAAUGAGUAGUCGUCGAAAACGUGCACCUCCGUCAAAAAUAGAUGAGGAGAAGAAGAAAAAGCUCUGCUGGAAUAUGCAUGAAGACCGGAGAAAUGAGAUGAUAACAUUAGAUGAUAAAAUGACUAAUGAGGACCAUGUUCCAGGUCCAAGCACUUCUUCUGCAUCCUUCAUCGUUAUAAAUGAUGAUAGCACUGACGAAGAUCUCAUUCAGAAAGAAAGCAGUGGCUCAAAGUCUGUUAAGUUUUUGACAGUUAACGAUGAAGAAGACUCUAAUUCCAUCUUGACUCCUGUGUCAGUACAGCUAAAUAUUAUAGUCUUGCCAUACCGUGCAGAUGGGUCCUGGAAAGCUUUGUUGGGAGAAUUUGCUCUUCAUCUUCUUUCUGAGCAAAUUCUAACUGACGAAUUCCAUGAAAGGAGCUUUACUUUGAUGAGAGGAGACUCUGAUGAUCAGCUGCAGGUCUGUGUUCAUGAAAGAAGUGAAGAAGAGUACAGUAAUGAAACAAAAGAAUACCUCGGUGCUUAUGAACAACGUAUUUUGGUGGAACCAACUUUAGAUGGUGAAAUAUUGGAAGGCUUGAGAUGGUUGCAAAAGAAAAAGAUAAUUGGACUUUACCAAAGACCUGGAGAGGCUCAAGCUUUAAAGGUUGGAAUUUACCUUCUGGAAGCUGGGCUAAGUAAACCAGAGUUUCUCAGUGAUGGAGGUGGAAGACCCAAAAAAGCUAAUCAGCUGAUUCAAAAACUCAUGGAAAAGUUCUACAGUUUUUUAAUUCCAGAUGAGCUGGACGAAGAUGAGGAAGAAUCUGACAUGGAACUAGAGCGACAAAAUAUUGAAGAGCUUUAUGACUUUGUAAGGCACACCCAUCAGCAGGAUAUCCAGUUACUGAGAGAGGAUGUGCAGCAUCCUGCAUUAAUUCCUAUUCUGAGGCCGUACCAAAGUGAGGCUGUGAACUGGAUGCUUCACCGAGAGAACCUCACAAGCACUCCAAGCAGUGAAAAUGCACUGCACUUCUUAUGGCGGGAGGUCAUCACUCUGGAUGGAGUAAAAAUCUACUAUAAUCCAUUUACUGGCUGUAUUAUCCGUGAAUAUCCAGUUGCUGGACCCCAGUGGCCUGGAGGUAUUUUGGCAGAUGAGAUGGGUCUUGGAAAAACAGUAGAAGUGUUGGCUCUUAUUCUGACUCAUACUCGACCAGAUGUUAAACCAGAUGAUCUGACAUUACCUGAGGGUAAGCUCGUGAACUUCUUUGUUCCACCUCAACCUUUAGAAGGAAAUAAAAAGAAAAAAACAAGGGAAAUGGAACUUAAAUUGAAGGAAAAAAUACAAUAUCCCAGCUUACGAGUGAUGAUAUUAGCAGCUGUAAAGGAAAUGAAUGUGAAGAAAGGAGCAUCCAUUAUUGCAAUAUUUAAGUACAUCAGUGCUAUAUAUAGGUAUGACAUACAGCGAAAUAGACGGCUUCUCAAAAGAACUCUAGAAAAACUAAUUGCAGAACAAGUAGUAGAGCAAGUCAAAGGACAUGGUCUGGCUGGGUCUUUCAAGCUGGGAAAGAAUUACAAGGAACAGAAGAGGCGAGAAAGAACCAAAGAGCAGAUAGCAAGUACUUCAGAAAGCAUUCAGAAGAAGCAGUUGACUGAUGCUAAAACUCAAACCAAAGAAUCAAGAAAUAGUGAUGUCACUUCUGAAAAUGUCCUUAAAACCCCUUUACGGGUGCAUAUCACCAUGGAAGAACAUGAUUAUUGUACAACUAGCAAAAAUAACAGGAAAUCUGAAGCAGAUCAUGAGAGCUCUGUAAAAGAGAAUAAUCUUCAGCAGGAAGCUGUGGUCCCAAAGUCUCCUGAUUUGCAUGGCAACCUCCUUGUCUCCAGUGAUGUGAGCAGUCAUCCCGAUUUUGAUGUUUCUAAAACUACACCUGAUGUCCAGCAGGAAGUCCCAAAGGACCAGUCCUCACAUUCCCAAGAACAUUCCGGCAGUAGCGUACAACAUACCAGUUCUGUAUUUCCAUUUAAUACCUCUGAAUAUCGUUUUGAAUGCAUCUGUGGUGAGCUUGGAUUGGCUGACUAUAAAGCUCGUGUGCAGUGCCUGAAAUGUUACUUAUGGCAGCAUGCAGAAUGUGUAAACUACAAAGAGGAAAACCUGAAGAUCAAGCCCUUCUACUGUCCCCAUUGUCUCGUGGCAAUGAAACCCGUUUCCACAGGAGCAACUCUGAUCAUUUCUCCGAGUUCUAUUUGUCAUCAGUGGGUAGAUGAGAUCAACAGGCAUGUAAGGUCAUCUUCUCUUCGAGUUCUGGUGUAUCAAGGUGUGAAGAAGCAUGGCUUUUUGCAGCCACACAUGUUGGCAGAGCAGGAGGUGGUUAUCACCACAUAUGAUGUCCUCCGCACUGAACUGAACUAUGUAGAUAUACCCCACAGUAACAGCGAAGAUGGGCGCCGUUUCAGGAACCAGAAGCGGUACAUGGCCAUCCCAAGCCCCUUAGUAGCAGUGGAGUGGUGGAGGAUCUGCCUUGAUGAAGCACAAAUGGUUGAAUGCACUACUGCAAAGGCUGCUGAAAUGGCACUCCGUUUAAGUGGAAUCAAUCGCUGGUGUGUCAGUGGCACUCCUGUGCAGCGAGGAUUAGAAGAUCUGUAUGGAUUAAUCCUUUUUCUUGGAGUUGAUCCUUACUGGGUCAAACAUUGGUGGGACCAACUUUUAUAUCGACCUUACUGUAGGAAAAAUCCCCGGCCUCUCUACAGUCUAAUUGCCAAGAUAAUGUGGAGAUCAGCAAAGAAGGAUGUGAUUGACCAAAUUCAAAUCCCCCCUCAGACAGAAAAUGUACACUGGCUUCACUUUUCUCCUGUGGAGAGACACUUCUAUCAUCGCCAGCAUGAGGUGUGCUGCCAGGAUGCAUUGGCAAAACUCAGGAAGAUUUCGGACUGGACUCUUAAGCUUAGUAGCCUAGAUAGAAGGACUGUGACUUCUAUUCUGUACCCUUUGCUGCGGCUGAGGCAGGCCUGCUGUCAUCCACAAGCUGUUCGGGGAGAGUUCUUGCCAUUACAGAAAAGCACCAUGACCAUGGAGGAACUGUUAACAUCUCUGCAGAAGAAAUGUCGAACAGAGUGUGAGGAAGCUCACCGACAGUUGGUGUGCGCUCUUAAUGGCUUAGCUGGUAUCCAUAUCAUUAAAGGAGAAUAUGCAUUGGCUGCAGAGCUGUACAGAGAAGUGUUACGAUCAUCUGAAGAGCACAAAGAAAAGCUCAAAACAGAUUCCUUGCAAAGACUUCAUUCUACACACAAUUUGAUGGAAUUGUUGUUGGCAAAGCACCCAGGAAUUCCCCCGACUUUGCGUGAUAGCCGACUUGCAGAAGAGGCGGAACAACUUCGACAGCAUUAUAUGAGUAAAUCCAAUGCAGAAGUUGCAGAAGCCCAUCAGGCCUUACAGCCAGUUCUUCAGACCAUUCGGGAGCUCCAGAGAAAGAUACAUUCAGGUUCUCCUUGGUGGUUGGAUGUCAUCCAGACAGCAAUACAGUAUGCCAUCGAUGAGGAGCUUGUUCAACGUGUGCAAAAUGAAAUAACCAGCAACUACAAACAGCAGACUAAUAAACUCUCCAUGGCAGAGAAAUUCCGUGACUGCAGAGGCCUUCAAUACCUGCUCACAACCCAGCUGGAGGAAGUGAAGAAGUUCCAGAAGAUUGUAAGAGAAGCAGUGAAAAGCUUAGAAGGCCCUCCCUCUAAGCAGGUUAUUGAGGCUGCCACUAUCUGCCAUUUGCGACCUGUUAGACUUCCACUUAACAACUGUGUCUUUUGUAAGGCUGAUGAGUUGUUCACAGAAUACGAGUCGAAGCUCUUUUCUCAUACUGUUAAAGGCCAAAUGGCAAUAUUUGAGGAGAUGAUAGAAGACGAAGAAGGGCUCGUUGAUGACCGUUUGCCCACCACAAGUAGAGGACUGUGGGCGACCAGUGAAACUGAACGUGCCUUGAAAGCUCUUCUCUCCUUUGCCAAAGCUCACCGAAUGGAUGUUAAGCUAACCGAAGAAGGCAGCGUAUUUCUGGAACUCUUUGAAGCAUGGAAAAAGGAAUAUAAGUUACUUCAUGAAUAUUGGAUGGUACUUAGGGAUCAUGUGUCUGCUAUUGAUGAACUGGCAAUGGCUACAGAACGGCUGAGAGUGCGUCAUCCUGAUGAGCCAAAACCAAAUCCACCAGUUCUCCACAUCAUAGAACCGCAUGAGGUAGAGCAAAAUCGAGUGAAACUUUUGAAUGACAAGGCAGUUGCCAAAUCACAGCUUCAAAAGAAAUUAGGACAACUUCUGUAUCUCACUAAUCUGGAGAAAUCUCAGGAUAAAACUACUGGGGGAGUUAACCCAGAACCAUGUCCAAUCUGUGCACGUCAACUGGGAAAACAGUGGGCAGUGCUGACAUGUGGACAUUGUUUUUGUAAUGAGUGUGUAGCUAUCAUCAUAGAACAGUACAGUGUUGGCACCCGCCGGAGCUCAAUUAAAUGUGCCAUUUGCAGGCAGACAACAUCUCAUAAAGAAAUAUCAUAUGUCUUCACUGCAGAAACUGCAAAUCAGGAGGAUGAUAUUCCUGUAAAGGGAAGUCACUCCACCAAAGUGGAAGCUGUGGUCCGAACACUGAAGAGAAUUCAAUUUAAAGAUCCAGGGGCUAAAUCCUUAGUUUUCUCAACGUGGCAAGAUGUGUUGGACAUAAUUUCAAAAGCUUUGUAUGACAACAACAUGAUUUUUUCUCAGAUCAAUGGAAUUAGUAAAUUUCAGGAAAAUCUCUCGGCGUUUAAAUACGAUCCCAACAUCAAUAUUUUGCUGCUGCCUCUUCACACUGGUUCCAAUGGACUAAACAUCAUUGAAGCAACUCACGUUCUGCUUGUGGAACCCAUUCUGAAUCCUGCACAUGAGCUACAGGCUAUUGGCAGAGUACAUCGUAUUGGCCAAACAAAAUCUACCAUUGUUCAUAGGUUCCUGAUAAAAGCAACAAUAGAAGAGAGAAUGCAGACUAUGCUGAAAACUGUAGAUAGAAGCCACACGAGCUCUUCCAUGAAACAGUCAGAAGCCUCAGUUCUGACAGUGGCAGAUUUGGCUGACCUUUUUACAGAGGAAACUGAAGAACUUGAGUAAAAACAUUGGUUUGGCCUAAUGAAAUCAGAAAGUACGUGACCUAAUAAGCACCGGUAUAUAAUCCACUUGAUCUGUCACUCCUGUAAACAUCAUCUAACGUUUGUCUGUAACAGAGCUAUUGGAAAUUGAAAAGUCUUAAUUGUUACUGUUUUAUUCUGUGGUGAAGUUCUUAGCAGCACACACUUCUGAUAGCACUGGAGAAAACUUGCACUUUGCACAUUAUACAAAACCAUGGAUUUUAUUCCCAAAGAGCGUUUGAGCUGGAUGCUAAAACUGAGAUCUUGGACCCUUGGUUGAGAGGAUUUUUACCAUCAGGUUUGAUUGACUAGUAGCUCAGUCUGAGAGCAAAACUGUGUGGGUGGUUGGGUGGGAAAGGGAAGCAGAAAAACACAAAUCUAAUUUUUUUUAUUGUACAAAGAAUUGUUAGAAAGAAUGACUGUAAAUUAAUAUUCUUCUAGAAAGGGCUUGUUAGCAUUUAAUGCAGAGUUACUGAACGUCUUAUUGGUAACACUUUAAAUGACUAAUCUUUACUAAUAAUUUGGAUAUUUGUAUUAGGCUUUUAGAUAUUCAUAAAGACUUGUGACAGUUAAAAAUUUCAUUGUUAAUGCUUACUCACUGCAAAUUGAUGAUAAUUAAAUUAUGCUUUUUGUAUGUGUGUUCGUCUGGUAGUCAGUUAAAUACUUGAACUUACUGUACAUGUUUUCACUUAUUCUUGAAGCCAUGACUAAUUUAGUGCUUUGUUUUAAAAAAAAAAAAAAAAGUAUUUGUUACAGAAUUUUUAAAAAACUAAUUGGUUAAGCUGCUCAUCACUUUAUAAUCAUUUGGUGCUUGUGUACAUUUUCUCACCCUGAUUUUUUUGUCUAGUUCUCCCCCUAAAGAUGCAGCAAUCUAAAUAUUCAAAAUAGAUGAAAUUAAGGUAGGCAGCCUAAUCAUUAGGUACCUAGUCUAAGUUAGAUAAUCAGUGGAGAGAGAUGAAACUUUUGUGAAACUUCAUCCUUACAAAUGCGAGAUCACCCUACCCCAUCUCUAUUGACAGUAGAGAGUUUAGAAAACAAAUCUAGGCUAACUUUUAGACUGCUGAAAGUAGGCAAGAUAAAUUCUAAGCCUUUUGGCAUAGGUUGUGGAUACACAUUUACAUAACAUCAUUUCUGAAGGUAUUACAGAAGCAAGCUCAGUUACGCAGUUGAUGUUAAACACAAUUUUGUGUUUAGAGACUGGGCAAACAUAUAUGCAUAAGUGACAGGCUGCUUCCCUCAAAUUACAAUAUUUACUGUUUCAGUAGACAAUGUGUUUUGUGUAUUUUAGAAAUCUUACUUGAGGUUGAAAUUAAAAUGAGUCCUUUAAGAAAUCUCAUCUCAGAAUUUUUACUCUAAUCAUGUCUGCUAAAUAGAUUUGCCAUAUAGUUAUUGAGCUUCUUGAGUUCUGUUUUGAAUCAUACUGCAUUGAGUUGCACUGUUUGGGUAUUAAGCCUAUCCGCAUGGCAGACAAGUUUUCCACU